GCAUUACUGAGGAAUGUGGUGUUUGUUCCCUGGGUCUUUCAAGUGUGUCUUUACAGCCUGCUGCCACAGCAUGAGCAGGUGGCAUUGCUGUGUCCCUCAGCUGUGCCUUUAAGCAGCCCUGCAGCUCUGCCUGGCAUCCUGGAAGAAUCACAAGUCCACCCAUUUGGAAAGGAAGCAGUUAAAGUGGAAAAGUUGGCCAGGAAAUUGAAUAAACUCAAAGCAGUGCUCAGGUCUCCUGAUGAGGAGCUCAGUGGAGCCCAGAGCAGUGAACAGAGCUGCAGUGUCUGCAGGCUGCUGCUUCCCUCCCACUCCAUUGACAGCACUGCUGAACAAAAAAGGGAUUGGGCAGGGGACCACGAGCCAGAGGAGCUGGGGCUGCCAGCAGCACUGCUGGUCCCACUUUUCUAUGUGCCUUUGUGAAUCUCUCUGUGCUCAAGAUGUCUCACCACAUGAACAGCUCCACACUGCCAACCUCACAUCCCCCUGAGCACCAGCACCCCACCAGCACAGCCUCAGGCCAUGGGGGCCACGACAUGAUGAUGAUGGCCAUGACUUUCCACUUCAGCUGUGAGAAUGUGCCAUUGCUGUUCUCUGGACUUACAAUCAAUUCUCCUGGAGAGAUGGCUGGUGCUUUUGUGGCUGUCUUCUUCCUGGCCAUGUUCUAUGAAGGGCUGAAGAUCGCCCGGGAGUGUCUGCUCCGGAAAUCCCAAGUCAGCAUCCGCUACAACUCCAUGCCAGUGCCCGGCCCCAACGGCACCAUCCUGAUGGAGACACACAAAACUGUGGGGCAGCAGAUGCUGAGCUUGCCCCACCUGCUGCAGACUGUGCUGCACAUCAUCCAGGUGGUGGUCAGCUACUUCCUCAUGCUCAUCUUCAUGACCUACAACGGGUACCUGUGCAUCGCCGUGGCCGCCGGAGCGGGCACCGGGUACUUCUUCUUCAGCUGGAAGAAGGCAGUGGUGGUGGACAUCACAGAGCACUGCCACUAGCACUGGGGGUGCCUCUCCACCCCUCUGCUCCCUGCCAGCGCAGCCACACGAGGACUGGAGCAUUCCUAAGCUGCCAAGAGAAUCAUGAUAAAGAAAAUCAACUGGAGUUCACUACAGGUUCCUGGAGGGGUGCAGGGAUGUGAGGAGCUGGGACACGCUGCUCCCCUUGACUCCUGAGAGUCCAUGGCAGCCAUUCCUGGCCAGGAUUUGCUUUAUUCUUAGAUUAUGCUGUGAUUGAAAUUAGUUGGCUGACAGAACUGUAGAAAUUAUUUUAAAAGGAAAACAAAACCAUUUUAUUUUUAAAUUGUAAAUGCUCAUCAGUGAGGGUUUAAUGAACAGUAGGAAAAGAUCAGUUGCCAAUAAUGUGUGAAUGGCUGUUUUAAUUUUUUUUUUUCCAUGUGUACAUAAUGCCAGGGGAGGAGAUUGCCCUGGCAUUGUGGCUUUUGGGGCCAAUGACACCUUUUGCUGUAGGACUCAGCCUCAGAGGAAGAUUUGGUGCUGCACAUCAGACACGCUCAGGUGUGUCCUGGCAAGGGAGGACUUUGACCCAAGGAUGUGAGCUGUGUGCUUCAGGGACUGGAUGAAAUUGCCCUCCAAGCCCCCCAGAGAUGAUGAGUGUUGUCAGUCUGAUGUAUCCAGCAGCUUUACUCAGCCCCCAGGGAGAACACUUGAGUUGGGCUGCUUUCCCUUGCCAAUUAUGGAGCAGAUAAUGGUUCUGUAUUUACAGGGCAGAAAGAUUCCCAAUAAACCAUUGAUCCCACAGGUA
Zonotrichia leucophrys gambelii is the source of this 1755-nucleotide messenger RNA. It is a transcript of the gene SLC31A1, whose product is annotated as solute carrier family 31 member 1. Lineage: Eukaryota; Metazoa; Chordata; Aves; Passeriformes; Passerellidae. Gene Ontology annotation, cellular component: plasma membrane. The coding region runs from base 438 to 989 and encodes 183 amino acids. The transcript is spliced from 5 exons. Gene Ontology annotation, biological process: copper ion transmembrane transport. Gene Ontology annotation, molecular function: copper ion transmembrane transporter activity. The record is from RefSeq and is a predicted model, not a curated record.